AAAAGUCGAUAUCUGUGGUUUAAACUGAUUUUUAGAUCAUGAUCAAAUUAACACUUUCAGAAUUUCCGUAAAGCUCCUUUUAAAAUUUUGUCUCUACACUAAAAAUUCAUAAUCACACUUAUAGUCAAAUGUUACUUGCAACAAUUUUUCAAAAUAAAUAGUGCUACAUAACAAGUCAAUAACACGUGCAAAUUAUGACAUAUCUGAGCCUAACUUCAUUUUAUUCAAAUUUCAAGAAGUCAAUAAAUUUUUUAUUUUUUUUUUUAAAUAAUACAAAUUAAAAGGUUGGGCAAUUGUAAUGUGUUACAGCAUAUAAUAUGUCUCGUCAUCCAUCACCAUUAGACAAUGAGCAAUGUAGGCAAUGUUCUAGAUUUUCGGAUUAUGUGAAAUCUGCCACAAAGAAAUCCAAAGAGAAUAGUCAAAAAAAUGGAAAUGAGGAAAAACCAAUACGAGAAGAUUGUCCAUUAGAUAAAGAUGGACUGGGUAAUAAAUCUUGGGGAUUACUUCAUACAAUGGCAGCUAAAUAUCCAACGAAACCUACACUUCAAGAUGAAUGUUCAAUGAAAGAAUUUUUUGCACAUUUUGCUAGAUUUUACCCUUGUGAUCAUUGUGCUAAAGAUUUAAGAGAUGAAUUAAAAAUAGAUCCUCCACAAACGAAAUCUCAAGAUGAAUUGAGUCAAUGGUUAUGUAAAUUACAUAACAAGAUAAAUGUUAAAAUAGGUAAAGAAAUUUUCGACUGCUCAAAGGUAAAUGAGCGAUGGAGAGAUGGUUGGGCAGAUGGCUCUUGUGAUUAUUAGGUUUAAAUAAGAGAACCAUAAUAGUUUUUAAGAAGUCAAAUAUUUUGUGAUAUAUGUAAUUGAAAUUAGAAAAUAUAUAUACAUAUGUUUUAUUGUGUCAUAGAA
Messenger RNA from Diorhabda sublineata, 902 nucleotides. It is a transcript of the gene Alr, whose product is annotated as FAD-linked sulfhydryl oxidase ALR. Gene Ontology annotation, cellular component: mitochondrion. The record is from RefSeq and is a predicted model, not a curated record. The transcript is spliced from 3 exons. Lineage: Eukaryota; Metazoa; Arthropoda; Insecta; Coleoptera; Chrysomelidae. Bases 318 to 797 code for a protein of 159 amino acids. Gene Ontology annotation, molecular function: flavin-dependent sulfhydryl oxidase activity; flavin adenine dinucleotide binding.